CCGCGACUCGCCCGCGCUCGCCAGGGUCAACUCCGACUCGCCCAAGCUGUCCUUCAGCCCCCUCAGGAUCAAGGACCCCAGCAUCGACGAGGAGGACCUGGACCUGGACUCGAAGUCGUCGUGCUCGGCGUCGGCGCUGGCGUCCGGCGACCCGCCCGGCGUCGGCUCCGUCAUCCGCGGCAUCCUGCCCAAGCUGAGCGUCGUGCGCAGCGACGCCUCCGACCCGGGCGGCCACUACCAGCCCUGCACCUGCCAGCACUGCGCCCUGUCCGCACGCGACCCGCACCGCCUGGGCCCCGCGGGCGUCCCGCACUCGCCCAUCUCACCGCUCACGCCCUCCUCCCCGCACACGCCCAUUUCGCCUUCGCCAGGACACAACGUAGAGCACUACUUCCCGCCCACCGUCUACCUGCCCGACCUGUACCGGCGCCGCUCGCACUCGGACUCGGACCUGCAGCUGUGGUUCGACCAGAAGGCGCGCUCCAGCGAGGUGCCCGCCAGCAGCGGCGGCCAGACGUCGGCCGGGCCCUCGGGCGAGCAGCAGCCUUCCGCCACGCGCGGCUCCGUCCUGCGCCACGGCCGCCCCAUCCCGCAGCCGCUCUACCUGCCCCGCAAGGGCGGCUCGCUCGAGUCCGACAACUCCACGCCGCAGGACUCGCCGCUCGACCUGUCCGUCAAGACGGCCGGCAGCGUGAAGACGGGCAGCACCUCCAGCACGGAUAGUCUAGUCUUGCCGGGCUCGGUUCCCCUGUCGUCGCCGCACUCGCCCCACCUGGCGGCGCCCAAGGACAUCACCCCGCCCCCCAGGUCGCCCGGGGCGCCCGACCACCGCCAGACCUCGGCCUCGUCCCUGCCGGUGCCCGUGGUCAAGGGCGACGUGGCCUCCUACAGCACCAAGGACAGCGUGGCGCUCCGCUACCACCUCGAGGUGUCCCCCGUGGUGGAGGAGAUGCCCCCGGGGGCGGACGUGGCCUUCGUGUGCCCCGUGUGCGGCCAGAUGUUCUCGCUGCACGACCGCCUGGCCAAGCACAUGGCGUCGCGCCACAAGAGCAAGCAGGUGGACAGCACCAGCAAGACGUACAUGUGCGACGUGUGCAAGCGCUCGUUCGCGCGCUCCGACAUGCUCACGCGCCACAUGCGGCUGCACACCGGCCACAAGCCGUACACCUGCCGCGUGUGCGGACAGGUGUUCUCGCGCUCCGACCACCUCUCCACGCACCAGCGGACGCACACGGGCGAGAAGCCCUACAAGUGUCCGCAGUGUCCGUACGCCGCCUGCCGCCGCGACAUGAUCACGCGCCACAUGCGGACGCACGCGCGCUACGAGCUGCACGAGUCGUCGUCCAUGGAGGAGGGCGGCGAGGUGGCGCGCCCCAGCCUGCCCGUGCGGUCGCUCUCGGAGGAGCACCCGGCGCCCUCGCCGCUGCUCGACCUGCCCGGCCUGUCCGCGCCGCCCAAACACACGCCCCAGGGCUCGCCCGGGCCCCACGCUGCCAGCGGCGGCGGCGGGGCGCAGAAGCAGGCCCUGGGCGGCCCUCCGGGCAUCGCGGGCGUGGGCAUGGGCGGGCCGGGCAUGUCGGGGCACCUGCCGCCGCAGCUGCAGCGACCCCGGAAGCAGGAGGAGGACUGAAGGAGGCCAGCGACUCUCGUCUGGUUCAUGUUUUUGCCUCGUUGAGGUUUGUCUCUGGUUGGAGGUCGUCCCUCCUUGGCAGGGAGGCCGCCGGUGGCCAGAGGCGCGCCCAGCCUCUCGGCGUUGUUUGUGUGGCGGAGGCGGCCCGCCGUGCCCCGUGCCGCCGUGCCGUCGUGCCCGCUGCGGCCGUGGCCAGCCCGGCGCCUGGCGCGACCUGGGCCUGGUCUGUCCCUGUCUGUCUGUCUCUCCGGCUGCCCGGUUCGGUCUGCCCGGCCGCAGCCCCCCUCCGCACCCGCCGGCGCGACCGUCGCGGGCGGGCUGCGGCC
This is a messenger RNA of Penaeus vannamei (Pacific white shrimp), 1956 nucleotides long. NCBI's taxonomy places the organism in Eukaryota, Metazoa, Arthropoda, Malacostraca, Decapoda, Penaeidae. The record is from RefSeq and is a predicted model, not a curated record.